Halichondria panicea is the source of this 1153-nucleotide messenger RNA. RefSeq names its product lysophospholipid acyltransferase 5-like. Lineage: Eukaryota; Metazoa; Porifera; Demospongiae; Suberitida; Halichondriidae. The coding region runs from base 384 to 944 and encodes 186 amino acids. Gene Ontology annotation, biological process: lipid modification; phosphatidylcholine biosynthetic process. The transcript is spliced from 9 exons. Gene Ontology annotation, cellular component: membrane. Gene Ontology annotation, molecular function: lysophospholipid acyltransferase activity; 1-acylglycerophosphocholine O-acyltransferase activity. The record is from RefSeq and is a predicted model, not a curated record.
UAACUGUGUGGGUGGUGGGGUGGUGGAGGUGGAGUAACUGUGUGAGGGGUAAGAAGUAUCACAGGUUGUAUGCGUCCUUAACUGAUGCAUACAUGUAUGUUUCGAACUGAGCUGGAUAAAUACUGCAAAUCUCUUCACCCUCUGCUACGAGAACUGCCUCCGAGUAAUCCUUCGCUGGGUCUAACCUCGAAAUUAGAGUCAAGAACUGGUUUUCUGAAAAUGUUGAGUAUCUCUCAAGAGUGGUGCAGCGCUGUCAGAAGGAGCUGCCUUUGCUCCGACACACAGCGGUGGAGCCGUACGUAGAGGUGGCUGGUGAUAACCUAGGGGCAAUCAAGGAUAUCAAUGAUUCGACUGCAGGAGGGCUCGUGUAUACUCACCGGUAUAUGUACAAUGGUGUGGACAAAUCUGGUUCUGUGGACUGGUACGGCCUCUCCAAUAUUCACCUGCUCAAAGCAGAGACCUCCAUCACACUACAUGGAAUCGUUGAGUCGUUUAAUAUCAACACCAACAAAUGGAUUGCACUGUACGUCUUCAAGCGACUCAGGUUUCUGGGAAGCAAGACUCUCUCUCUUCUCAUCUCCCUCACCUUUGUCUCCCUGUGGCAUGGCGUAUGGCCGGGCUACGCUCUGUGCUUCUCACUGGAGUUCAUGCUGCUGUUUGCUGAGAGGAGUUUCAUCAGCUUCAUGAAAUGGUUGCUCGGUGGUACACUGUCAGAGUUUAGCCUGCCCCUCAGAGCUCUCCUCACACUGGCAGCCUUUAUCCUCAGGAAUGUCCUCCUCUUCUACCCUCUCAUGCUUUUCAUGCUCCUCUCCUGGGACCUGUGUUUCAAGUUUAUGAGCUCUGUGUAUUUCAUGGACCACAUCAUUGUGAUCGUUUGGUGCUUCCUCUUCUACACCGUCCUAGCCAACGUCAUCAGAAAGCCAAAACCAAAGAAAGAUGAAUAAUAAGAAUAAAGUAAUAUUGAAUACUCGAUCGUGACUAUUUUUCGUGCACCAAUAUUUAUAUAUUGUUUUGCUUUCGUAUGGCUUCUAACAUAAUUAUGUUCGUUGUUAUGGUUACCUACCUACAUGUUUCUUGUCUGCAGCAUGCUUUCAAUACUAUCAUUUUUUGUGGCAAAUUGAAUCAAUUAAAUAAUAAUUUGUGAGUUGAUUGA